UCGUCUUUGUAUGAAAUAUUGUAGUUGGCGCAACCUAAAAAAAAAUCGAUGAUUAUACAUUAUCGAAAGCUGAAACAUUCUUGUGCCCUGUUGUGUAAAAAUCAGCCUUCCACUCUUUUCUCAUUAAUACUUGGUUAAUUUCUUUGUCGAAUGCUCCUAGAAAGAGCAGGAUCGGUAUAUAUUUGUGGUAGGCAUCCUAGCCAGAAUGCAACAACGGUCUCCUAUCUAGCUAAAGCCAUUGCCGUGAUACUAGUCAUUAGUUGGUUUAAGAUCAUUCCUGAAUGUAUGGCGCAUGCUGGUGCUCUGUUUCGGGUAGAACCGAAAUUACCCAUCACAACACCGGCAAAACGGUUUGGUUUGUUUGCGCCCGCAGGUCGGUUGUUGCGACGGCGAGUUUGCCACUUUUUACUGAGUCAUCCAUUGCUCAACACUUCCGCUCGAAAAUCGACUAGGGGGUUAAUUACACUGCCGACGUCGUCAUCGAUCUACUCUAAAUCCCUAUCUCUACAUGCUUUUAGAAUUUAGUGGCUAGUCUCCGCUCACGACGGUUCGACCUCGCAUUGCUAGACCACGAUAUCUCUGCAAGCAAGCAUUUCUCCACGAAUCAGCCACCCUUCGCUGUUAUUAUUGUUCACUCAGCACCUAGGGCAGCGAAAAUGCCCAGUGCACCGAAGCAGCGGAAGAUAGCUAUUGUUGGCAGUCGAUCCGUAAAUCCUCUCUGACGGUUCGAU
This is a messenger RNA of Aspergillus ochraceoroseus IBT 24754, 731 nucleotides long. RefSeq lists its product as uncharacterized. Bases 151 to 525 code for a protein of 124 amino acids. The record is from RefSeq and is a predicted model, not a curated record. The transcript has 2 exons. Lineage: Eukaryota; Fungi; Ascomycota; Eurotiomycetes; Eurotiales; Aspergillaceae.